CUGCACGGAGUGAAUAUUCUGUGUGAGCUUGGGUCUGCAUCCCAUCCAUUUCCUCUCUUCAGCAGGACUUGAAUACCCCCAAGGGUUCAUGACUCUGCCAGAAACACAUUGCUAAAGACAAAAGUCCAUGCUCAAAAAGCUUACAGCUCUGGGCUCACAAUUUAAUUCCAACAUUGGGUCUGCAGAGAAAAGAGAAACAUCAAAUGCUCAAGGCAAUUAGAUGUGAUAGCAAGCUUUUUUAUUCCUGGCUGGAAGCGGUAUGUUUCAGUUCUUGAAGAACCGAUCUUCAGCUAGGCUGUGGUCGCAAAUGCCUUUAAGCCCUGCACUCUGGAGGCAGAGGCAGUAGCUUCUCUGAGUUUGAGGCCAGCUUCUGGCCUAAAAAUCCAGUUUAAGAACACCCAGGACUACACAAAAAAAGGAUGUCUCAAAAACAAAACACAAAAACAAGUCUUAUAGUGGUAUAUACCUUUAAUCCCAGCACCAAGGAAGCAACAGAAAGGCAGGUACUGUGAGUUCCAGGACAACCAAAGCUAUAUAGUACAACCCUGUUUCAGAAAGCCAAAACCCAACCAACAACAACAAAAAAAGAAUCUUCAGAUUAAUGUCACCAUAAAUCCUGUUACUACAUGUAUAGCUUUUGUUUAUAAUUUAAAUGAUGUUUUCACUUGUUUUUAAUUUUUGAGGCAGCAACUCCAACUUAGAUAUUUAUUUUCCUAUGAAGUGAAGACAGGACUAAAAUUAGUGACCUUCGAAGUAAGUCUUCUGUCCCUAAAAGAGUUUACAUCUAGAAACUUGAUUGGAGUAGAAAGAAGAGAGUGUUUGUGGUCUUGGUUGUCCUUUUAGUUGCAUUAGGGAUCAACAAAAACAAAUUCCUGAUCAAGUCCAUGCACAAAGCUGUCCCUACGACGCCCUCCUUUACCUCUACCUCUUCUCCCCACCCCAUACCCAUACUCCUUCUGAGAUAGCAUCUUUCUAACUAGCUCUGGCUGGCCUGGAACUUUCUAUAUACACUAUACUGGUCCCCAUGGAAUUCAAAGAGAUCCCCUCCCCCUACCUCUAGAAUGCGCGGAUUAAAGGUGUGUGCUACCAGGGAUUUUCCUGUACCGACGACCAUUUGACAGGAGACCCUCCCUAAAUGUGGGUGGCGCCUUUAGGCCGCAACUCAGAUAAAAGGACGCGGUAGAGGGAAAUUUCGCUUUUCGGCCACUUGCCCUCUAUCUCGCUGGCAAGUUACCUGGUCCUGCUGGUCCGUGCUCCUUGACUAAAAGUAGGAUCAAGUUCCUUGCGAUUUCGACGACGGAGGACUGCACAACACAGCCCAACGAGAUUCCUUUCAGCCUUCUGCGCCAGAUUGUGACUGCGGAGAAGUCCGGCUUCGUGUACUGAGCAGCUCUGGGAUUGUCCUCCUCUUCAGAGUAAGACAGACACUGACUGUUGGAUUACGCUGACCACAUCCUUAUUUGUGAAGGCAAGUAACUUCUACAGAGUUUAAGACAUGGGACUCACGUGCCUUAACUAUAAGCCCAGUUCCUACAACAUGGAGGAGCCUGAGAUUGAGGUGGAAAUUGAGAUUGAGCAAGAGGUACGAGCUGCAGAAGAGAACGGCGUUUUCCGUGAAUGUGCUCCAGGCUUCUUGGACAACCUCGAGUACCAGGGCAUCCUGAACCAACAGGGUGAUAUGAACCCCGUGGUCAACUUAAACUACCCUGGUGGUGACGUCGCCUUCUCGAGCCAAGGGAGCGGUCCAAGUCCGAGACCGCUACAGUUGGAGGGAUGGGGGACCUCAGCGGCCAGAGUUCCACAGCCACAGCCCCGGCGCACUCGACCACGGAUCCGCAGAGGUCUCACAGCCUGGCAGCUGAGCGAUCUGGAGAGCGUUUUUCAAGAAGUUCAGUAUCCUGAUGUGAUCAUGAAGAAGAAACUUGCAAGGCGCCUGUACAUGUUAGAAUCUGAAGUGCAUCGUUGGUUUAAGAUUAGAAGAGCCAAGUACAGGAAAAACCAGAGCCUGCAAAUGCCCAAAUGUACCCCUGAGGGUACCCAAAAUAUCUUUGACUAACGUUUUUGGAGAAGCCCUGGAGUGCCAUCCUAGUCCAGGAGCAACCUAACCCCUUUCAGCAGUGAAGAUCUGAGUAUUAAGAAAAACAAGUUUGUUAGUUCAAGGUCAGCCAUAGCUACGGAGGAAGACCCUGACUUCGAAAAAAAACCAACUGUCAAAUAAACACUUGUGCCUCCUGGUCUGUGUGAAGAAGAAAAACAAACACCAUAAACAACAGCUACAAAAAAGGUAGAGCAAGUCAUGAAAACAAAAACAAGCAAGGAGAGGACUGGACAGUCUAGGGAACCAGGAUGUAUUAGGAAAAAAGAGUUUGAGAGUGAGCCAAAGCUACGAGACAUAAUCUGAUCCAGGAUGGCAGAUUCCAGAGCCUUCGAUAAUAAUGAAUUUAACUCCUGUGAGGAUUCACUGGUUUCCUAGAAACCAUAUUGAGUAACUUGCUGAAGGAAUGAUGAAAGGAAGAGAACCAGAGGUCAGUGACUGGUCGUCAGGCCUACAGGAGUACCAUAUAGGCUAGCUCUUGUGUUCUUCUUUGAUCUUUUCACCGCGUAGCUUAGACUCAGAUCUGCCUGCUGCUGUCUCCCAUUUCCUGGGAUUGAAUGUGUGUCCCACUAGACCUAGCUGACUUCCAAACUUUUAAAAUGUCAUCACCAUGCCCAUUUUAAAUAAAAUAAAUGAAUAAAUUAAGCUUG
Mastomys coucha (southern multimammate mouse) is the source of this 2745-nucleotide messenger RNA. RefSeq names its product rhox homeobox family member 1-like. Lineage: Eukaryota; Metazoa; Chordata; Mammalia; Rodentia; Muridae. Gene Ontology annotation, biological process: regulation of transcription by RNA polymerase II. The transcript has a single exon. Bases 1496 to 2056 code for a protein of 186 amino acids. Gene Ontology annotation, molecular function: RNA polymerase II transcription regulatory region sequence-specific DNA binding; DNA-binding transcription factor activity, RNA polymerase II-specific. The record is from RefSeq and is a predicted model, not a curated record.